This is a messenger RNA of Rubroshorea leprosula, 4111 nucleotides long. NCBI's taxonomy places the organism in Eukaryota, Viridiplantae, Streptophyta, Magnoliopsida, Malvales, Dipterocarpaceae. The record is from the annotation of a GenBank genome assembly.
AGCCUCAUCGUCACUCACUCUGAAUUUGUUCGGCUUCUCUCCCCCUUUCUUCUUCCUUAGAAUCCUUCCGCGUCUCUCCUUCUCCGUCUCCAUGGAAUUUGAAGUGAGGUAUGUCGUCGGAAUACAGGACUGCUUUGUAUCGCUCCCUCUUUUCCUAAUCCAAACGCUUCAGUCCACGAGUUCUGCUCUCCUUCCUCCACUUCUCCCUCUCGAGCUUCGUUCACGCACCCACGACCAGCCCUGGGUCGUCGCUUGGUCAGGUGCUACCUCUUCUUCCACGGCUGUUGAGGUUUCUCAACAAUUUGGAGAAUGCAUGUCCUUACCAAAUCAUACCACCGUUCAAGUACGAGUACUGUCUGGUGUCCCAAAGGCUACGCUAGUCACAAUUGAACCUCGUACCGAAGAUGAUUGGGAAGUUUUAGAGCUUAACUCUGAACUUGCAGAGGCAGCUAUACUGAAGCAGAUCAGGAUUGUCCAUGAGGGAAUGCAAUUUCCUUUGUGGUUGCAAGGCCGUACUAUCAUAACAUUCCUUGUGGUUUCAACUUCUCCCAAGAAAGCGGUGGUUCAACUUGUUCCUGGAACUGAAGUUGCAGUUGCUCCAAAGAGACGCAAGACAAAUAUAAAUAAACUUGAAGAUAGUACUGUCCAACCUUUUAAUGUUAAGGCUCUUCUACGUAUUGAAGAUUCAGAUAGAAGAUUGUUUCACAAAUGCAAUGUCAAAGGUAUUGAGAUGGGUGUUGCCCUCACGUCUGUUGCCUUUGUUCAUCAAGAAACAGCAGAAAAAUUUGGAUUGAAGUCUCUCCUGUCAGUUGCAUUGGUGCCAAGAUUUGCAUCACAAGAGAGCAUAAAGAUUCGUGAAAAUGAUACCACAAGAAUGAAAGGCAGUUUAUCCCCAAAGGAAGUGAAAAAUGGAGUUUUAACUAACAAGAAAGAAAGUCGCCAUGUGAUUGUUCGCCUUUUAAUUUCAGAUUUGGUGUCUAAGGGACAUGUGAUGAUUGCUCAGUCUAUUCGGCUUUAUUUGAGAGCAGACCUACAUUCAUGGGUUUAUUUAAAAGAAUGUAAUGUUGAUUCGAAGAAUGCAAUUGAAGUACUUUCAAUUUCUCCUUGUCAAUUUAAGAUACUUGCGAAGGAGAAGGCUCUUGAAAGUGGUCUUCAAGUGCUUGAUGGUCAUAAAAAUCGUAAGACAACAGACACAUUCCAAAAAUCUGCCUCCCGUGGCUAUAUGGAAGUGAUGAAUUGGUCAACCCAUGAUGAAGUUAUUGCUGCCCUUUCAUGUAAAUCUCCUUGUCAAGAGGGAGAAGAGAAUGGUUGUGACUCUGACAAUGGAUAUGGCUUAGAAUGUCUUUUUCGUACAUGGUUUGCUGCACAGCUUGAUGCUGUUAGCUUGAAUGCAGGAAAUGAAGUUAAUACAUUGGUUUUGGGAAAUGAAACUCUGCUUCACUUUGAAGUGAAAGGAUACAAUUCUGAAACUAAUGGAUUGAUAAGUGGAUCAUCUAAUGGUUCUUCAAAUGAUAUACAUAAGACUGCAGAUAGGCAGGUGGAAAUUUUAUAUAUAUUGAUCAUUUCUGAAAAAUCUCUACAUGGUGGAAGGAUUAAGGCAUUUGAGUUUUCCCUUGAUGAUGUAAGCAAGAAGAAUGAUGCUCUUGGAGGUUUGGAGUUUAUUGGAAAGCUGAACUUGGGUGAUCCGUUGUCCUUAUAUUCUGUCAAAGACAGAAACUCUAUCAAAGGGUUUACCACAGAUGUGUCUUCAUUGAACUGGAUGAGAAUGCCUGCAUCUGAUGUUUUCAAUAGAAUAUUGGUGCUGUUAUCACCUGCUUCUGGAAUGUGGUUCAGUUCUUACAAACUUCCUCUCCCUGGACAUGUUCUAAUAUAUGGACCAGCUGGUUCUGGAAAAACAUUAUUGUCAAAGGCAGUUGCAAAAUCUCUUCAAGAACAUGGAGACAUCUUAGCACACAUAAUAUUUAUAAAUUGCUCAGAACUUGCUGCAGAGAAGGGCCCAACCAUUCGUCAUGCACUUUCUAACUUUGUAUCUGAAGCUUUAGAUCAUUCACCUUCAGUUGUCAUUCUUGAUGAUCUUGAUAGCAUUAUUUCAACUUCAUCUGACUCAGAAGGAUCUCAACCUUCUAAUCCAGAUGUUUCACUUGUAAAAUUCCUUACUGACGUUAUGGAUGAAUAUGGGGAAAAGAGGAAGAGCUCUUGUGGAGUUGGUCCUAUAGCCUUUGUAGCUUGUGUGCAGUCUCUAGGCAGUAUACCACAGUCAUUGAGCUCAUCAGGAAGGUUUGACUUUCAUGUCCAGCUUCCUGCUCCAGCUGCCUCAGAACGUGGGGCUAUAUUGAAGCAUGAAAUUCAGAGACGUUCAUUGCAGUGCCCUGAUGAUGUUUUGCUAGAUGUGGCAUCCAAAUGUGAUGGCUAUGAUGCUUACGAUCUGGAAAUACUGGUUGACAGAGCUGUUCAUGCUGCCGUUGGCCGAUAUCUACCGUCUGAUUCUAUUGCUAAAGGGAACAUGAAACCCACUUUAGUUAGGGAUGAUUUCUCCCAAGCAAUGCAUGACUUUCUCCCAGUUGCCAUGCGAGGUAUUUCUAAAGCUGCUGCUGACGGUAGUCACUCUGGUUGGGAUGACAUUGGUGGUCUGAAUGACAUUCGUAAUGCUAUUAAAGAGAUGAUUGAGUUGCCUUCAAAGUUCCCUAAUAUCUUUGGAAAAGCUCCUUUAAGAUUGCGCUCAAAUGUUCUCUUAUAUGGUCCUCCUGGCUGUGGCAAGACUCAUAUUGUUGGUGCUGCUGCUGCUGCUUGUUCGCUAAGAUUCAUAUCAGUGAAAGGGCCUGAGCUCUUGAACAAAUACAUUGGUGCUUCUGAGCAGGCUGUCCGGGAUAUAUUUUCAAAGGCAGCUGCUGCAGCACCAUGUCUCCUCUUUUUUGAUGAAUUUGAUUCUAUUGCGCCAAAAAGAGGGCAUGAUAAUACUGGAGUAACUGAUCGAGUCGUUAAUCAAUUCCUGACUGAGUUAGAUGGUGUUGAAGUUUUGACUGGUGUAUUUGUGUUUGCCGCCACAAGUAGACCAGAUCUUCUUGAUGCUGCGUUGUUGAGACCAGGAAGGCUGGAUCGGCUUCUCUUUUGUGAUUUCCCAUCACGACUUGAAAGGCUGGAUAUUCUUACAGUUCUCUCUAGGAAGUUACCGUUGGCCAAUGAUGUUGAUUUAGACACCAUAGCAAAUAUGACAGAAGGAUUCAGUGGAGCUGAUCUCCAGGCUCUCCUCUCAGAUGCACAGCUUGCUGCAGUCCAUGAACAUUUGAACGAUGAAAAUAGAAAUGAGCCUGGCAAACUGCCAUUGAUUACUGAUGCUCUAUUGAAGUCAACUGCUUCCAAGGCAAGACCAUCAGUUUCAGACUCCGAGAAACAGAGACUCUACAGCAUCUACAGUCAGUUUUUGGAUUCAAAGAGAUCUGUUGCUGCACAGUCAAGGGAUUCCAAAGGCAAGAGGGCAACCCUGGCGUGAUCCAGAGUAACUGAAUUUUAGUACAAUGCAGGAGCUACUCUAUUCUUUUUAAAAGUUCAUAUAGGUUAUUUAUUCUAGGAAAGUAGAUGAGUAAAAAUAAGAAUAAAAUCUUCAUAUACAUAACAAGAAUUUCAUAUGGAGUUUAAUUGAGAGCAUCAUUCAGCUGGAAAGGUUGUUCGCCACAAUUGUUCUACACAGUGGUGCUCUCUUCUGCAAUUCAUUUGCAGUAACACAUAGAUGCUAUUGAAAACUUACGUACAAAAUUUUUUUCCCUUUUCUUUCAACUUCUAUCUCUUGGUCAAACCUGGUUGGCUUGUAAGCAGUUGAGCCAGGACGUAUGAAAUUGGUCAGAAGUGGAAGAGAGAACGAUUCAUAUAUGCCAUGUUGCUUCACUUUCAGCGUUGGUGUUAUGGCUAGAAUUUCCACAGGCAUGAAAAUACAACCAAAGUUUCACGAGUGCACUACACAGGUGUCAAGUUUUAAGGAAGAGUGGAUUCUGAUUAAUGCAUGUGACAUUAUAUCUAGCAAAAAGACAUUAGAUAUUUGGCGGCCUUUUUAAUGGCUACACGAUACACGGGUCUCUUUUCAAUAUUGCCAGAAGAAUAAAGUGUUUCGCUAUUU